Molecule: messenger RNA, 1716 nt
Organism: Manis pentadactyla (Chinese pangolin)
Lineage: Eukaryota; Metazoa; Chordata; Mammalia; Pholidota; Manidae
Gene: BCKDHA
Product: branched chain keto acid dehydrogenase E1 subunit alpha
Exons: 9
Coding region: 46-1383 (445 amino acids)
Biological process (GO): branched-chain amino acid catabolic process
Molecular function (GO): oxidoreductase activity, acting on the aldehyde or oxo group of donors, disulfide as acceptor
Source: RefSeq, a predicted model, not a curated record
UCAACCCGCGGAGAGGGGCGGAUCGCCGAGGUGUUGUUGGCCAAAAUGGCGCUGGCGGCUGCGGCGGCCGCAAUUUGGGGGCCGAGUCGGUGCUUGCGCCAGGCUGGCGUCUUGCUGCUGCGGUGGCCUGGCGUUCGGGGGCUGGCUAGAUGUCACCCGCAGAGGCAAGAGCAGCACUUUUCAUCCCUGGAUGACAAGCCCCAGUUCCCAGGGGCCUCGGCAGAGUUUAUAGACAAGCUAGAAUUCAUCCAGCCCAAUGUCAUCUCUGGAAUCCCCAUCUACCGUGUCAUGGACCGGCAGGGCCAGAUCGUCAACCCCAGCGAGGAUCCGCACCUGCCCCAGGAGAAGGUUCUCAAGUUGUAUAAGACCAUGACGCUGCUCAACACCAUGGACCGCAUCCUGUAUGAGUCCCAGCGCCAGGGCCGGAUCUCCUUCUACAUGACCAACUACGGCGAGGAGGGGACACACGUGGGCAGCGCGGCAGCCCUGGACAGCACAGACCUGGUGUUUGGCCAGUACCGGGAGGCAGGUGUGCUGAUGUAUCGGGACUACCCGCUGGAGCUGUUCAUGGCCCAGUGCUACAGCAACGCGAGCGACCUGGGCAAGGGGCGCCAGAUGCCCGUCCACUAUGGCUGCAGGGAGCGCCACUUUGUCACCAUCUCCUCUCCGCUGGCCACGCAGAUCCCGCAGGCGGUGGGGGCAGCCUAUGCGGCCAAGCGGGCCGAUGCCAACAGGGUGGUCAUCUGUUACUUCGGUGAGGGGGCGGCCAGCGAGGGGGACGCCCACGCCGGCUUCAACUUUGCCGCCACCCUUGAGUGCCCCAUCAUCUUCUUCUGCCGGAACAAUGGCUACGCCAUCUCCACGCCCACCUCGGAGCAGUACCGCGGGGAUGGCAUCGCGGCUCGAGGCCCUGGGUACGGCAUCAUGUCAAUCCGAGUGGAUGGCAACGAUGUGUUCGCCGUGUACAACGCCACCAAGGAGGCCCGGCGGCGGGCCGUUGCAGAGAACCAGCCCUUCCUCAUUGAGGCCAUGACCUACAGGAUCGGGCACCACAGCACCAGCGACGACAGCUCCGCCUACCGCUCUGUGGAUGAGGUCAGCUACUGGGACAGGCAGGACCACCCCAUCUCCCGGCUGAGGCACUAUCUGCAGGGCCGUGGCUGGUGGGACGAUGAGCGGGAGAAGGCUUGGAGAAAGCAGUCCCGCAGGAAGGUGAUGGAGGCCUUUGAGCAGGCGGAGCGGAAGCCAAAGCCCAGCCCCAGCCUGCUCUUCUCAGACGUGUAUCAGGAGAUGCCUGCCCAGCUCCGCAAGCAGCAGGAGUCCCUGGCCCGUCACCUCCAGACCUACGGCGAGCACUACCCCCUGGACCACUUUGAGAAGUGAGGCCUGCUCACCCCACGCUGCCCAGACAGGCAGCCCCACUCUGGGGGCUGGAGGGAGCUGGCAGACACCACGCCCCUCCACACCCAGCUCCCGCCAGCACCCUCAGGCCAGGCUAUCCUCCCCGUCCUUGUUUUCUAGGCUGUUACAUCGGGCGCUCUGUGGGCCCCCUCUUCACCUGUUGUCACAGUGCCUUCCCCCAGGGCUGGGCGAGGGCACCUGCGGGACUAGAGACCCCUCCGGGCUGGGGGCGGACAGGCAGUCAGCCUGUGGAACCUACUCCCAGGGAGAGGUGCUCAGCAGGUAGUGAAUAAACUGUCUCUGCCUUUAGCUCAA